Lactuca virosa is the source of this 429-nucleotide messenger RNA. Lineage: Eukaryota; Viridiplantae; Streptophyta; Magnoliopsida; Asterales; Asteraceae. The record is from the annotation of a GenBank genome assembly.
AUGUUGUUGCUUUUACUUGUACCCAACUUGGAGAAACCAUCCACUUCUGAUGCUCCUUCCAACAAGAAGAUUGAAAAUGCCAACUUGAAGUCAAAUGCUAAAUCUUCCAACAAAUCACCACCAUUGAUUUCAAAAGAUAAAUCUGAACACAUGGAGAAUAAUAACAUGACACAAACACAUAAGAUUUCAAGCGAAUUGAACAACAUGACCAUGAGUGGCGAAUCUAGAACUUCCAAAAAUUGCAAACAAGGGUUGGGCAUGUGGAUUCUGGAAAGUCAACACUUUCAGGAAGGCUGCUACACCCUUUUGGGACAAAUAUCUCAGACACAAAUGCAUAAAUUUGAAAAGGAGGCUAAAUUACAGGGUAAAGGUUCGUUUGCUUAUGCAUGGGCAUUAGAUGAGAGUGUUGAAGAACGAGAAAGGGGAUAA